AUGGAGAGAGUGACUCCAUCUUCUAAUAAAGCUUCCUUUCUUUUAAGUACAACUUUGGUUCUUCAUUUGCUGCUUCAAGCUUCUUCCAAUGAAGAAAGUGAUAUGCUUAUUGCAUUCAAGAGCAACUUAAAUGAUCCUAACAAUGCUCUUGAAAGUUGGGAUUCUACCCUUCUCAAUCCCUGCACAUGGUUUCAUGUUACAUGCAGCGGUGAUAGAGUAAUCCGUGUCGAUCUUGGAAAUGCAAACCUUUCUGGAAUACUGGUUUCAAGCCUAGGGGGUCUCUCAAAUUUGCAGUACUUGGGACUUUAUAAUAAUAAUAUAACAGGAACAAUCCCAGAAGAGCUAGGAAAUUUAACAAACUUGGGAAGCUUGGAUCUUUACUUGAACAAUUUAACCGGUACCAUACCAAAUACAUUCGGCAAGCUUCAAAAACUAAGUUUCCUGCGUCUCAACAAUAACAGCUUGACUGGAGUCAUUCCCAUUUCUUUGACAAAUGUUACUACGCUGCAAGUUCUUGAUGUCUCAAACAAUAAUCUAGAAGGGGAUUUCCCGGUGAAUGGUUCAUUUUCAAUAUUUACCCCUAUCAGUUAUCAUAAUAAUCCUCGCAUGAAACAACAAAAAAUCAUUACAGUGCCACUUUCUCCAUCAUCACCAGCUUCUUCAGGUAGCAUUAAUACCGGAGCUAUUGCUGGAGGAGUUGCUGCUGCUGCUGCUCUGUUGUUUGCUGCCCCUGCAAUUGCAAUUGCUUAUUGGCAAAAAAGAAAACAACAGGAUCAUUUCUUUGACGUUCCUGCUGAGGAGGAUCCUGAAGUUCACCUUGGUCAGCUUAAAAGGUUUUCGCUACGUGAGCUGCUAGUAGCAACAGAUAACUUCAGCAACGAAAACAUUAUAGGUAAAGGCGGAUUCGCAAAGGUUUAUAAAGGACGCUUAGCUGAUGGCACUCUUGUAGCAGUAAAAAGACUCAGAGAGGAACGCACACGUGGUGGGGAACAGGGUGGGGAGCUGCAAUUUCAGACAGAAGUUGAAAUGAUCGGCAUGGCUGUGCAUCGUAAUUUGCUUUGUCUUCGUGGUUUUUGUGUGACAUCUACUGAACGUUUGCUUGUGUAUCCUUUAAUGGCUAAUGGAAGUUUAGCGUCGUGCUUACAAGAACGUAAUGCCUCUCAACCGCCACUUGAUUGGCCAAUGAGGAAGAAUAUUGGGCUGGGAGCUGCCAAGGGGCUGGCUUACUUGCAUGAUCAUUGUGAUCCUAAGGUUAUUCAUCGUGAUGUGAAAGCAGCGAAUAUAUUGUUGGAUGAGGAAUUUGAAGCAGUUGUUGGAGAUUUCGGUUUAGCAAAGCUUAUGGCUUACAAAGAUACCCAUGUCACUACUGCUGUUCAAGGUACACUUGGGUAUAUAGCACCCGAGUACCUGUCAACAGGAAAGUCUUCAGAAAAGACUGAUGUUUAUGGAUAUGGUAUGAUGCUUUUUGAACUAAUAACUGGACAGAGUGCUUAUGUUCUACGAGGUCUUGCCAAAGAUGAUGAUGAUGCGAUGUUGCAAGAUUGGGUUAAAGGACUUCUCAUAGACAAGAAGUUGGAAACACUGGUGGAUGCAAAAUUAAAGGGAAAUAAUGAUGAGGUAGAGAAGUUAAUCCAAGAGGUAGAGAAGUUAAUCCAAGUGGCUUUACUAUGCACACAAUUUUCACCUAUGGAAAGACCAAAAAUGUCUGAGGUGGUGAGAAUGCUUGAAGGCGAUGGUUUGGCUGAAAAAUGGGAGCAAUGGCAGAAAGAGGAGACGUACCGACAAGAUUUUAACAAAAACCACAUGCAUCACCUUAAUGCAAAUUGGAUAGUAGAUUCAACUUCACAUACCCAAGUAGAUUCAACUUCACAUAUCCAAGUAGAUUCAACUUCACAUAUCGAGCCAGAUGAACUAUCAGGUCCUAGAUGAUCCGUUUGAAGAUUCUGUCACAUCCACUAGUGAAUACACAAUCCUUCUUCCUCUGCCUGAAAGAGAUAAACUUUCAUGAUUUGUGCAGAUGCUUUUCACCAUCUCUUCUACUUAAUCUUUUCUUUUUAAUCUUCUUGAAAUUAUCAUGUAUGUUCAGGUUACAUGUCCAUUGAUCAGGUUAUGAUUUUUUAAGACAGAAGUUUGCAAGUUUUAUUGCGUAGGGAACAAGCAACCAACACUUUUGUCAUUGUGUGUAUGAGAGAAACUAGUAUAGAACUUUUAUGGAAA
Medicago truncatula (barrel medic) is the source of this 2217-nucleotide messenger RNA. RefSeq names its product BRASSINOSTEROID INSENSITIVE 1-associated receptor kinase 1. The transcript has 11 exons. The record is from RefSeq and is a predicted model, not a curated record. Gene Ontology annotation, molecular function: protein kinase activity; ATP binding. Lineage: Eukaryota; Viridiplantae; Streptophyta; Magnoliopsida; Fabales; Fabaceae. The coding region runs from base 1 to 1929 and encodes 642 amino acids. Gene Ontology annotation, biological process: protein phosphorylation.